Molecule: messenger RNA, 1103 nt
Organism: Oryzias latipes (Japanese medaka)
Lineage: Eukaryota; Metazoa; Chordata; Actinopteri; Beloniformes; Adrianichthyidae
Gene: med18
Product: mediator of RNA polymerase II transcription, subunit 18 homolog (yeast)
Biological process (GO): regulation of transcription by RNA polymerase II; termination of RNA polymerase II transcription
Cellular component (GO): mediator complex; core mediator complex
Molecular function (GO): transcription coregulator activity
Source: RefSeq, a predicted model, not a curated record
UGGAUUGAAAGCGCCUUUUAAAAACAAAAGCCAAGGAAGAACUUGGGCGCCUUUGUUUUCUGAUUAGCAUCAAAUUUUGGUUGUUUUUAGAACGGGUUACAAUAUAUAUUUCAUUAACACUUUUUUUAUUUUUUAAGUUAAGUACGAAUGCCUUAAAUUACUUUGUUGAUGACAGUAACAGCUCAAAUCGUGAGUUGGUAAUUCCAUGUAGGCUAACUGUUAACUGGUACUAGCAGCCGUGUGGAUAUUAGCUAACCGGUGAAACAGGGGGCCCACCGUGGAAACCAACCACAAACAGCAAAAAUAUCUUAACUUUAGUCAGUUCUAACGCUGCGCCGAACUCUUUAUUCUGCUCAGGAAGAAGAUGGAAGCUCCUCCUGUCACAGUUAUGCCCGUCACCGGCGGUGCCAUCAACAUGAUGGAAUAUCUGUUACAAGGCAGUGUUUUGGAUCAGGCUCUGGAAAGCCUCCUGCAUCGCCUGCGUGGUCUCUGUGACAACAUGGAACCAGAGACUUUCACCGACCACGAGCUGGUUUACCUUUUGAAAGGCCAGCAAGGCAACCCCUUCAUUCUGCGUGCCAGACGCUCCCUCUCCCACCCUACUUCUCCAUGGCACCUGCGGUAUCUAGGCCAGCCAGAAGUGGGAGACAAGAGCCGCCAUGCUCUGGUUCGCAACUGUGUCGAUGUAGCUGCCUCUCAAAGCCUUCCGGAGUUCCUCAAUGAGAUGGGCUUUCGCAUGGACCAUGAGUUUGUGGCCAGUGGUCACAUAUUUCGCAAAGGAGCAAUGAAAGUUGUGGUUAGCAAGGUUUCACGCAUCCUAGUACCAGGGAACACGGAAAAUACAGAGCGAAUGUCGCUGUCGUAUUUAGUGGAACUGAGCAUUUUGGCUCCGGCCGGACAGGACACCGUGUCAGAAGACAUGCGCAGCUUUGCCGAGCAGCUCAAACCUCUGAUUCAUCUGGAGAAGAUUGACCCAAGCAAGCAGAGACAUUAAGCAUUAAUGGAAAAAAAUGUUUUUGUUAUUGUUUUCCUUUCCAUUUAAAUGCUUUUUAAUGUGAUGAAAUACAGAUUUACUUUGCUUAAACUGUUACAGUUGUGGUUAA